This is a messenger RNA of Fusarium keratoplasticum, 843 nucleotides long. RefSeq lists its product as uncharacterized. Gene Ontology annotation, molecular function: S-adenosyl-L-methionine transmembrane transporter activity. The coding region runs from base 1 to 843 and encodes 280 amino acids. NCBI's taxonomy places the organism in Eukaryota, Fungi, Ascomycota, Sordariomycetes, Hypocreales, Nectriaceae. The transcript has a single exon. Gene Ontology annotation, cellular component: mitochondrial inner membrane. The record is from RefSeq and is a predicted model, not a curated record.
AUGUCGACUCACCCGUCCUUCCAGUCCGCCCUCCUCGCCGGUGCGCUCGCCGGCACCACCGUCGACCUCUCCCUCUUCCCUCUCGAUACCCUCAAGACUCGUCUACAGUCUUCGGCCGGUUUCUUCCCCUCGGGCGGUUUUCAUGGUAUCUACCGCGGUAUCGGUUCCGCCAUUGUCGGAUCUGCCCCCGGGGCCGCCUUCUUCUUCUGUACCUACGAGGGUGUCAAGGGUCUGCUCGCGAGGAAGGGUGAUGAUACUCCCGUGUCGAGGUGGAGGGAUCCCCUCGUCCAUAUGGCCGCUGCUAGCGCUGGAGAGAUAGCUGCUUGCUCCGUGCGAGUUCCGACAGAGGUCGUCAAGCAACGUGCCCAGGCCGGUCAUCACGGCGGUUCCUCAGGCGCAGCUAUCCGUGCUAUCCUCUCCAAAUACUCGACCCACGGCUUCGUCUCCAUGUGGCGCGAGCUAUACCGUGGCUGGGGCAUCACCGUCUUCCGCGAGGUGCCAUUCACCGUGAUUCAGUUCCCCCUGUGGGAGGCCAUGAAGGCCUGGGGUCGCCGCCGUCGUGGUGGCCGUGAGGUUACUGGAGCUGAAAGUGCCCUCUACGGUAGUAUGGCGGGCGGAUUUUCAGCAGCUCUUACGACACCACUCGAUGUGCUCAAGACAAGGGUUAUGUUAUCCAAGGAGAGAGUUUCAGUCGCAGAGAUCUUUGGCCGCAUGGCACGAGAGGAGGGUAUCCGGCCAUUCUUUGCCGGUAUUGCUCCUCGCGUGACAUGGAUCUCAAUCGGAGGCGCCAUCUUCCUGGGGAGCUACCAAUGGGCCAUCAACACCAUGUCUGGUCUGGCAUGA